AUGUCUCCUCCGCCCAUAGCUUUCAGUCACUUGAAUGGGAAGGUGGCCAUUGUGACCGGUGCCUCCGAGGCCAUGGGCCGCGCUACCGCCCUCUGCCUAGCCUCCCAUGGAGCCUUCAUCUCGCUAGUCUUCUCUUCCGAGUCCAGCUCGCUAGAAGCGGAUGGUCUCGCUACAGAAAUAAAUUCUUCUUCCUCUUCCUCCUCCUCAGCUUCCAUACCCCGCGCCAUCACCAUCCGCGCUGAUAUCUCCGAUCCUGAUGCUGUCCGAGCAAUAUUCGAUCUAACAGAACAAAACUUCAAAUCCCGCGCACACAUUGUGUUCCACUCCGCCGGCAUCAUCGAUCCCAACUACUACUCCGUCUCCUCCACCCCUCUCGCUGUAUUCGACUCAAUCAAUCCACGCAAGUCGUUCUUGAUGCUGCAAGAAGCCGCCAAUCGAGUGGUAGUGAGUGGCGAGGGAAGGAUCAUUCUGCUCCACUCGUGGCUUGUGGAGAACCAGCUGGACAAUUGGCUUUAUGCCGCUUCAAUGAACUCGAUACAGGCCAUGAUUAAGGCUCUAGCCUCAGAACUUCAAGAGAAGAGAAUCAGGGUAAACUGUAUUUCAACCGGGCCAGAGAAGACGGGCUGUAUUGGGUUUUUCGUAGCAUAUCUUUCUUCUGCUGUAGGCCAAUGGAUUAACGGACAAAUUCUUCAACCAUAA
Molecule: messenger RNA, 699 nt
Organism: Phalaenopsis equestris
Lineage: Eukaryota; Viridiplantae; Streptophyta; Magnoliopsida; Asparagales; Orchidaceae
Product: short-chain type dehydrogenase/reductase-like
Exons: 1
Coding region: 1-699 (232 amino acids)
Source: RefSeq, a predicted model, not a curated record